AUGCCUCAACUCCCAACACAAAAGUCACCCACCACCACCCACUUUAACUGUAUAUGGUUUUCCCCUAAAGUACUCGAACACAUGUUGCCGUGGCCCUGGGAGUUCCAGCACGAUGACAAGACCAGCUCGUGGCUGAACCCCGCCAAGCUCGACCUCUUCAAGACGCACGGCACACUCGAAGGCAACAUCUACGAUGGCUGCGGCGAGGGGGCCUACUGCUUCGUGGAGGACAAGACCGUGCAUGGAGACUCCUACUGGGUGAAUUAUACCGUCGGCAAGGUUGGCGGUCCAGGUCGUCCAGAGGAGGCCCCAGCCCCCGGCGCAUGA
Messenger RNA from Pyricularia oryzae 70-15, 327 nucleotides. RefSeq lists its product as uncharacterized. The record is from RefSeq and is a predicted model, not a curated record. NCBI's taxonomy places the organism in Eukaryota, Fungi, Ascomycota, Sordariomycetes, Magnaporthales, Pyriculariaceae. The transcript has 2 exons. Bases 1 to 327 code for a protein of 108 amino acids.